Molecule: messenger RNA, 1717 nt
Organism: Ochlerotatus camptorhynchus
Lineage: Eukaryota; Metazoa; Arthropoda; Insecta; Diptera; Culicidae
Product: tektin-B1
Exons: 3
Coding region: 45-1334 (429 amino acids)
Biological process (GO): cilium movement involved in cell motility; cilium assembly
Cellular component (GO): nucleus; microtubule cytoskeleton
Source: RefSeq, a predicted model, not a curated record
UUUUCAGUUUCAAUCCACUCGUUCCGUACUGAAGACGCACCAUUAUGUCGAACCGCGCGGUAGCCACGUUUGAAAAACCACUGCAACAUCUGAGCCUUCCGGAUUGGCAUUCCCGGUUGAAUCAGCUGAAAAAUGUCGCCUACGGCAAGCGCUCGGAUGCGUUCGAGCUGCGGCACUUGGCGAGAAAUUUGCGGAACGAAACCAGGAUCCAAACCUACUGGGAUACGUAUCAUAACAAUGAUAAGCUUUCGGAUCGGGUAGCGGAACUGGAUCGAUGGAGGGAGACGAUGCGGAUUCUGCUGAAACGGGUCAACGAUGAGAUUGGCUCGCUUAAGGAGGAGAAGGCUUGCACCGAGAGGGAUCUGGAUGCUCUGAUGAUGCCGCUGACGGUGGUGACGGAGAGUAUUAGCAUGAGGGAUUGCCGGCUGGGAUCGGAGUUGACCUAUGACGAAGGGGAUACGGAGUUGAAAAAUGAGCUGUGCAUCGUGGAGAAUAAUCAGCGCUUGUUGAGAGAUCAGAACCAGGGCGCUUGGGAACAAUUGAAUCGACUGCAGGAGGUCAAGUUCAAGUUGGAACUGGACUUGACGGACAAGGAUGAGGCACAGGAAAUUGACCAGCAUCAGCUGGAAGUGGAUAAGCAUUGCGCUAAUGUGACGUUUAAGACGGAUUCGACGAGGGUUCCGAAGAACUCAUGCACUUACAGCAACUGGUUGGAGUACUGCGAGGAACUGGUCUCGUUGACCGAGAAAACGCUAUCCGACUCGGCUGCCGUCCGGGAAUCGCUUUUUGCGACUCGUGAAAAAGCUAGAAAUAUUUUGAAGAGCCAACAGGAUCGUACUGCUCAUACGUUGAGAAAGCGAAUUUUUGAAACUCAGCGUGCUCGCAAUGAACUGGAGUACCAACAGGGAAAGAUGAAGGAAGAGAUGGAAAAAUGUGCUUCGGAGAUCGAGACAUUGGAGCGAGCCUACAACGAUAAAAUUGAAGCGUUGAAAGUGGUCGAAACACGCCUGGAGAACCGUGCCCAGCGUUCCGGAAUGGAGCUCUGCAUCGAUGAGUCCUAUCACGGGCUGUGUGACGAGGUCCACAAACUCCGUGAUACCACCAAGAUUCUUCGCGAGAAGAUCAACGCAGCCAAAACGUUGUACAACAGUUUGCACGAGCUGGCCAAAAAGGUCGAUCAAGAUCUGGAAAACAAGCAACAUUCUCUCAUGACGGAUAUCCGCUCGCUGGACCUUCGUGCACGGCUCAACACCGGAGAAUUUGGUGGGAAACCUACACAAACCGAUCGUAACAUUCAUCUGUCCCGCUUGGAGGACGAAAUUCCCAAAUCGUAAAUCAACUGCACCUGAUCGAUCGAUUAUCAUCGGGUCAAUGCAUUUCAUCGCGUGCUCCAAUUUCACCAACACUUUUUUUUUGCCAUUCGCACCUUUCCAUGAUUGCAUGUCCAAACAACGAAACAGGUUCAUACGUGCUGAAUUUUUGCAUGCAAAACGCCACUCGGCUCUUUCCCAAACUGACACUUGCACUCAUUGGCCACUGAUUUGCAGGGCCCCGAUAUGUUGGAUCACCAAACAAGUAGGUCUACCAGCAACCCGAAAACCACUGACUUUUAUUGAUUUUAGCAGCAUAACAUAAAUUUUCAAUCACCUCAGUGCACUUUGGACGAAAAUCCACUCAACGUGUGAAUUUGAAAUAAAUUGCUAGUUUUCCAUCAGAA